Neoarius graeffei (lesser salmon catfish) is the source of this 1016-nucleotide messenger RNA. RefSeq names its product haloacid dehalogenase-like hydrolase domain containing 3 (gene hdhd3). Lineage: Eukaryota; Metazoa; Chordata; Actinopteri; Siluriformes; Ariidae. The coding region runs from base 112 to 837 and encodes 241 amino acids. The record is from RefSeq and is a predicted model, not a curated record. The transcript is spliced from 3 exons.
UCCCUAAUUAGCUGUCUUGUUUUAUAACCUUAUAUAGUCUUAGCUAUUAACAGCCUUGGCUCAAGACUCUUCCGGAGAUCUAAGCAAAUUAGCUUUUACAUUCAUAGGACCAUGCGGGGACCAGUGCGUUGGGUUUUAUGGGAUGUAAAGGACACGCUACUGAAGGUGCGUUGCUCCGUGGGAGAGCAGUACUGUAACGAGGCCAAGCGUGUUGGACUGAAGUUACCAGCCAUGCAGAUAGAGACUGCAUUCAGGGAAGCUUACCACCAACAUUCUCAUCUCUACCCUAAAUAUGGUGUUGCUCAGGGCAUGAAUAGCCAGCUGUGGUGGACAGGAUUGGUGAAGAACACCUUCUCCCAGUGCGGGGUGCAGGACCCUGCAUUGCUGGACAAACUUGCCAAUAAUCUUUAUCAUAACUUUUCUGGUCCAGAGAACUGGGAGGUGUUCCCAGACUCAAAUUCCACCCUAAAAUCUUGCACGGCUCUGGGAAUGAAGCAGGGGGUGGUAUCCAAUUUCGACAGGCGCCUAGAAGCAAUCCUUCAAGGAUGUGGCCUCCGAACCCAUUUCUCAUUUCUGCUGACUUCAGAAGAGGCUGCUGUGGCCAAACCAGACCCAGACAUUUUUGCCCAAGCCCUGAAAAAGGCAGGAGUGCCAGCCAAACACAUAGCCCAUGUUGGGGACCAUUACAUAAAUGACUAUCUCACCUCUCGAUCAUUAGGUAUACGAGGUUAUCUUCUAGAUAGGCAUGGACUCCAGAAACACCUAGAUGUUCCCCCAGAGCAUCGAUUACAGAGCCUAGAUGAGCUACCAGCCCGACUCUUACAGGAAACUGACUAAAAUACAGCUGAAAUGUGUUCAACUGAUGUUAAAUACCAUUUUUGAAGAGGUCUUCUGAUCAAUUAUUUGUGUAGGUAUGCAUUCAGUAACACACCAUUUGCAUACUUCUUACUCUACUUGGGUGGAAUCUUGUAUAAAGGCAAAUUUUUAAUGAUUAGAAAUAAAUGUUUAUCCAAGAA